UUGAGCUUAGCUGCCUCCCUAGCUUAUAUGACACCAUAGCGCCCCCUACCUGCGGGCCCUGUCAUAACACUAGUGUUGCCAAGCAGCCGAACUAAGGCAACCCUCUCUGUUCCCUUUCCUGUCUCAUUAUUUUUGUUUUGUUAUUGAUUUAAUCCUGUCUUGUUUUACCUUUAGUUUUCAAGAAGACUUAAUCUGCAUGAACCAUCAGGGAAUUCUCAGUAAUAUGUUGAUGACGUAAACUACCCCAGUCAUUAGAAUGACCCACUAAGUUUCAACCCAUCGACACAUUUGCUCAGACUCUUUCCCUGUACCAACAUACCCACACACACACCUACUAUCUGCCCUGCCUACGCACCGCCAGGGUAAAUAUGUGUUUAAGUUGUGCCAUUGACUGUUCACCCCAGUUAGCUGCACAACACAUGACAUAGGAGUAGUACAGAGCUCACUUAACUUGUAGGGACUUGCAUUGGCCUCUUGUGCUUUUCUCUCUCGCCCCCCAGUGCGCCAGCAUGUCCAGAUCAUCCAGUCCUGCCACCCACUGGGACCAUCUAGGGGCCUGGCUGAGCGCAAUGAAGGAGGCCCUCCUGCCCGAGGCGACCAGGGACCUACCGGACUGGACCCAUGAGCAGCUGGAUGGUGACUUGAACCGGCUGAUGGCCUACGAUCCAGUACAGAGCUACACCCACAACGAGCUGGUCAAGAUCAUCAGGGCCCUUGCCCACAACCUCAUCACCCAGGUGAAGCUGAGCGAUGGAACCGUUACCCUCCUGGAGCAAGACACAGUAGCACUAAAGCUUCAGGCCGAGGAGGCUCGCAGGAACCAGGCAGACGCCCAGAAUCGCCUAGAUCAACUGACCCUGGAGGCCCAGAAGCCGGCAAAGGAGGAGUGGCACGUAGAGCUAAAGGAGGAGGUGGAAAGGCUACAGGAAACUUUGACCGACCUCCGUACACACACCGAGCGCAGAGAACGAUUGGAAAAACAGGCCCGCGAGGACCUGGAAUGCAAGCUCCAAGAAGCAGAGACUCUUUUAAAACGAGCUGAAACCGAACUGAAAGAGAGAGAGGCAAAAGCCAAAGCCUCCAAAAGACACUUUCAAGCAGCCCGAGCUGAAGUCCAAGCCUUGGCUCAGCAACAAGACCAACUCAAAGCUGAAUUUGAUACAGUGCAAAGAGAACUGAAGUACGCCUAUCACUUCCAGGCUGAACAAAAGGGGGGAAAACACACCACUGAAUCUCCCCCGACAAGUUGGAACAGACUUCCCAGCCAAGCGAGGUCCAAGAAAGAGGAAGCUGGGAAGCCAAACCCUGCAGGAGGACACGACGUACAUGCCUACCUGCAGGAUAUUGACUUUCAUUUGGAAACCAUGGUUAAUGUUUCCACCAGAGACAGACUGUAUUUGCUCAGGAUUACCUCCAGCCGCGAGGUGCGCAGCUUCCUGUACCGGCAGUCAGACACUGUAAAAAGGGAUUACAAGCAACUGCAGCAGGUUCUAAUAAAGGAGUUUUCAUACCCAGAGUCUGAGCAGGGACUGGUUGCUGCCAUGGACCUCAAACAGGGCCGUCUCGAAACCCCACCGGCUUAUUAUAAUAGACUGAGACAAACCUACUUUGGGGCCAGAAAUGAGCCAGAAAUGGAGGAGGAUUUUAACUUGAGAAUUAUUUUCCUGCGUAACCUGCAUCCUAGUGUGAGUCAUCACUUAGGAGUUAUGGCAUGCUCCCGCACCAUGACCACACAACAGCUGCGGGACAUGGCCCAUAAGGCCUAUGUUAAGCACAAGACUACCUCUUAA
Molecule: messenger RNA, 1790 nt
Organism: Triplophysa rosa
Lineage: Eukaryota; Metazoa; Chordata; Actinopteri; Cypriniformes; Nemacheilidae
Exons: 1
Coding region: 510-1790 (426 amino acids)
Source: RefSeq, a predicted model, not a curated record